Schistosoma mattheei is the source of this 1263-nucleotide messenger RNA. Lineage: Eukaryota; Metazoa; Platyhelminthes; Trematoda; Strigeidida; Schistosomatidae. The record is from the annotation of a GenBank genome assembly.
AUGACAGAAAGUUUUGUAAUGAGACACCACCUUCAGUGUUUAUGGAACAAAGUUGAAAACGCUCCUGUCAUUGUUAAUACAGAUGUUGUACGGACAGUAUAUAGAUUUAAUCAACCUGCGUGUUCUUUUGGAAAUUGCCAGACGACAUGUAAAUACUUAUCUUCUUGCCUAAAUGGCUUACUCAAAAUAAAUGUACUGAACGAAGAAACAUGUGACAAAACUGAACCAGAGUCUCCUGUUGAAAAGUUACUGACGCAUAGCCGUAAUGGUUUGAAGAAUUAUGGGAGUACGUGUUACUUAAAUGCAUUUUUGCAGCUUUAUUUUCGGUUCAAGGAACUUCGAAAAGCAAUAUAUGAUAUCCCAUCACAAGCUGAUGAAACCGGUAUAAUACACCAGCUACAAUUAAUAUUCAGUCAACUUCAGUUAAACAAUUCAGGUAUUGUUGAUCCAGGAGGUUUGAUUGAAGCAUUGCGGUUGUGUGAUACAGAGCAACAAGAUGCUCCUGAGUUCCAUUGUUUAUUUAUGAAUUUAUUAGAAGCACGUUUCCAGCAAGUUGGUGUAUCUGUUAUUGACGACUUGAUUAGAGGAGAAUAUAUUUAUGAAAAUAGCUGUCUGAAAUGCGGUUUCACAUCUCGGUUACCUUCAAAGUUUUUAGAACUAUCAUUGAAAGUUUCUUCAAAGUCACUUCCAGAUUGUAUACGGGAUUAUUUAAAGGAAGAACAAUUAGUUGGCGAUAAUCAGUAUGCUUGUUCACAGUGUGGUUGUAAACGAGAUGGUAUUAGAAGAGCCUAUAUAACACGUGCUCCACCAUUGUUAUGCAUUCAGUUGCUUAGAUUCACCUACGAUUCAAACACUGGUCAACGUAAAAAGUAUAAAGCUUCUAUUCGUCUGCCUGAUCUUCUUGAGUUGACAAAAGUUGUUGAAAAUCCAAAAAGUAAUAAACAUCUGAAUUGUGAACAUUCUGUGGAAUGUUUGAGUGUAGAUUCAGAUCCAUGUCAUCGCGCAUAUCGUCUCUGUGGUGUACUUUUACAUAUUGGCAACCAACCAACAUCAGGACAUUAUAUAGCUGUUCUUAGAGAUUCUUACAAAAGAAUCAAUUUAUCUGGUGAUAAAAACACAGAUUCAAGUACUGAAGAUGAUCCUCCUUUAAAAUCAAAUGAAUGUUGGAGUGUUUGCAAUGAUAUAGAUGUCUUCAACGUACCGUCAAAUCAAUUUAAAUUAGCAAAAUUAACGGAUCAGCUAAAUCAUUGCAAAGCUAUCUAG